Gracilinanus agilis (Agile Gracile Mouse Opossum) is the source of this 1318-nucleotide messenger RNA. RefSeq names its product SRY-box transcription factor 7 (gene SOX7). Lineage: Eukaryota; Metazoa; Chordata; Mammalia; Didelphimorphia; Didelphidae. The record is from RefSeq and is a predicted model, not a curated record. The transcript is spliced from 2 exons. Gene Ontology annotation, molecular function: DNA-binding transcription factor activity, RNA polymerase II-specific; RNA polymerase II cis-regulatory region sequence-specific DNA binding. Gene Ontology annotation, biological process: cell differentiation; regulation of DNA-templated transcription; anatomical structure morphogenesis. The coding region runs from base 108 to 1271 and encodes 387 amino acids.
UGACCCGUGUGAACCAGCUGGCGAGCUGGGCUGCUGGCGCCGGAGGGUCAGAGCCUAGGCCGACCCCAGCCGAGAAGGUCAGGGUGAGGCGAGUAGUCUGGGCGACCAUGGCCACGCUGCUGGGCGCCUACCCCUGGCCGGACGGGUUAGAGUGCCAGGGUUUGGAUGGGGAGCUCUCCGACGGGCUGGCCUCGCCCGCAUCUCAUCGUACCCCCGGGGAUAAGGGCGCGGAGAGUCGCAUCCGCCGGCCCAUGAAUGCCUUCAUGGUGUGGGCCAAGGACGAGAGGAAGCGGCUGGCUGUGCAAAACCCCGAUCUACACAACGCGGAGCUCAGCAAGAUGCUGGGAAAGUCCUGGAAAGCUCUGACCCUCUCCCAGAAGAGACCCUACGUGGACGAAGCCGAGAGGCUCCGAGUGCAACAUAUGCAGGACUACCCCAACUACAAAUACCGCCCUCGUAGGAAGAAGCAGCUCAAGCGCAUCUGCAAACGGGUGGACCCAGGUUUCCUGCUGAGCAGCCUGUCUCGGGACCAGAACUCCCUCCCGGACAAGAGGUGUGGCAACAGGGUUUCUGUGGGGGAGAAGGAGGAACACGGUGAGUACUCCCCGGCUACGGCCCUUCCCAGCCUCCGGGGCUGCUACCAGGAGGUGCCCAAUGGCAGCUGCGCCAGUGGCGGCAGCUCUACUAGCAGCGUGGAUGCCUACCCGUACGGGUUGCCCACCCCACCAGAAAUGUCUCCUUUGGAUGUCCUGGAACCCGAGCAGACCUUCUUCUCUUCCCCCUGCCAGGAAGAGCACCCUCAUUCCCACCGUCUCCCACCCAUGCCAGGAGCCACGUACUCUCCAGAAUACAUGCCCAGCCCCCUCCACUGCAAUCACCCAUUGGGCUCCAUCGCCCUCGCCCAGUCCUCAGGCGUCUCCAUGAUCCCCUCGGUGACCAGCUGCUCGCCCUCCCCAGCAUACUAUUCUCCCCCUGCCUUCCAUGCUCUCCAUCCCAACCUUCAGGCCCACCUGGGCCAGCUCUCCCCUCCCCCUGAGCACCCCGCUUUUGAUGCCCUGGAUCAACUGAGCCAGGUGGAACUCUUGGGGGACAUGGACCGGAAUGAAUUUGACCAGUAUUUGAACACUGCGGGCCAUCCAGACUCUACGGUCACUCUCAAUGGACAUGCCCCAGCCUCCCAGGUGACACCUGGGGGACCCCCGGAGACCAGCCUCAUCUCGGUGCUGGCCGAUGCCACGGCCACCUACUACAAUAGCUACAGUGUGUCCUAGGCCUCCGGACACCCUCCUCCUCCUCUCCCUCCUCCUCUUCUUCCUUC